CAAUGGGGCUCCAACCCAGAAAUUUCAUUCAGCUUCAUCAUGAAUAUUCUAUAUAUUCUUCAUUUGUUCUGGUAGGAAGUAAGAAAUAUUUGACCUUUUGUAUCGUUGAUUGAUUUUUGAGUGCUCAUCUUGAUUGAUUUCAUGCGUUCCAAUUUGCCAAAGUUAAACAAUCUUAAUUUUCCAGAUUUUCAAGUACCCAAAAUACUCUGUUUAUGUUUGAUUUUGCUGUAAUCAAUGAAUGAUGCUGGGGAUGUAUUUGCUGGGGCUGGUGGAGGAAUACUGUUUAAUGUUAUCUAUGAUCUGCUUAAAGAGCUCAUCAGCAAGUCUAUGAUAUAUGGACCUCUCCUCAAAGACAUCCUAUCUAUGCUAGAGUCAUAUGAACCACUGAUCAAGCAGAUAGAAGCAAGCAAUGAGGAACUGGGUUAUCCAGAGGAGGAAGUAGAAACGUUCAAAGCACAUAUGGAGGAGGGGAUAACGAUUGUUAAAAAGUGCUCCAAGGUUCGGAAGUGGCACAUCUUCAAGAAGUACAAGUACGCCAACAAGCUUAUUGGGUGGGAUAGUGCUCUUGUAAGACACUUGGAUGUAUUGAAGGCGCAGGGAGUAAGGGAUGGAAAGGAGACCUUGGUUUUGGUAAAGAAGACAGAGAGGGCGCUCACUCGGAUUGAAACGAGUAGUAUCAGUUUAGAGGCAGGGGUUGUGGAUAUAGCAACAUCCAGUAGGCAUAUGGAGAAGGUUCUCAGUGGACUUGAAAUGAGGAGUGUGGAUAUAGUGGAUGGGAUUUACCGAAUUGAAGACCGAGUUGAAAUAAACUCUAGCAUUGUGGAGGCAGGGUUCAAGAGGCUUGAAGAUCGACUUGAGACACGAAAUGGAGCUGAAGUUGGAGCUUGGGGUGUUGUGCCUGAACUUACACAGUUUACGGUUGGAUUGGAUGAGCCUUUGCAGGAAUUAAAGAUGAAACUUCUUAAGGAUGGAGUCUCGAUGCUUGUGGUCACUGCUCCAGGAGGAUGUGGGAAAACUACAUUGGCAACAAAGUUUUGUCAAGACCAUAAAGUCAAAGCUAAAUUCAAGAACAAUAUCUUCUUUGUCACUGUGUCGAACACACCAAACCUGAGCUUAAUUGUGCAAGAAUUAUACCAACGCAAGGGUUCCCAGGUGCCUAAUUUCCAAGAUGAAAUAACUGCUGUCAAGUGGCUGCAAACAUUUCUUAAGGACCAAGGGCGGAACCCUUUACUAUUAGUCUUGGACGAUGUUUGGUCUGGAUCAGAAUCCCUACUAGACAAGUUUCAGUUUGAGAUUCCAGAUUAUAAGAUUUUGGUCACAUCGAGAUCUGAAUUUCCGAGAUUUGGUUCGUCAUAUCAUUUGCCAUUAUUGGAUACUGAAAAUGCCAUGGAACUCUUUAGUCAUUCAGCAUCCUUGAGAGAUAAAAGCUCACAUAUUCCAGCAGACCUCUCAAGACAGAUAGUAGAGGGCUGUAAGGGAUAUCCACUUGCGAUUACAGUGGCAGGAGGUUCACUUUGCGGACAAAGUAUAGAGAUCUGGAAACAAAGACUAAUUGAAUGGUCCAAAGGUUCUUCAAUUCUUGAUUCUGAGACAGACUUGCUUAUUCGUCUCCAAAGCAGCUUAGUUGUGUCGGAUAAAGAAAUGGCUAUCAUCAGGGAUUGUUUUCUAGACCUUGGAUCAUUUCCUGAAGACCAAAGAAUCCCAGUUAAUGCCCUCAUUGAUAUGUGGACUGAGUUAUAUGAGCAGCUCGAUGAAGAUACUUUGUGUGUUGCAUACCUCCAGAGGCUCACCAACCGAGGUCUAGCUAAUCUUGUAGUCACACGGAAGGACCGGACGCAGGGCGAUGGAUACUACAGCGAACAUUUUGUUACUCUGCAUGAUCUUCUUAGGGAGUUGGCUAUCUAUGAGACAAGACUACAAGUUCCGGGAGAUAGAGAAAGACUGAUAAUAAACAUAAAGGGAAACAACUAUCCCAAAUGGUGGAUGGAAAAGAAGUAUGAAUCCAUGAAAGCUCGCCUGUUAUCCAUCUCAACUGAUAGAAAUUUCUCAUCAAAAUGGCACCACAUGGAAUUACCAGAAGCUGAGGUUCUAGUCUUGAAUUUUCAGACAAAGAAUUAUGCCUUACCCAAAUUUGUGGAAACUGCGCAUAAAUUAAAGGUACUUGUUGUCACAAAUUAUGGUUUCUCACCUGCUGACCUGAGUAAUAUUGCAUUACUGGGUUCGUUAUCUCACCUAAAGAGAGUUAGAUUGGAGCGUGUCUCCUUAAAUUCAAUAGCCAAGAACCCCAUACAAUUGGUGUGUCUGAAGAAGAUAGCCCUAUUUAUGUGUACCAUUGGGAAAGCUUUCAGUGACGAUUCCAUUCAGAUCUCAUAUGCAUUUCCAAACCUAGAGGAACUUAGCAUAGACUAUUGUAAUGAUUUGGUGGAAAUGCCUGCUGGCCUGUGUGAUCUAAUUCAUUUAAGGAAGCUCAGCGUCACCAACUCACAUAAGCUUCUCGUGUUGCCUGAAGAGCUUGGAAAACUGGAAAAUUUGGAACUGCUGAGACUAAGGUCAUGUACAGACUUGGAACAGUUGCCAGGCUCGAGCAGGAACCUAAAGAAAUUGAUAUUUCUUGACAUUUCUUAUUGCUUUAGCAUCAAGGAGUUGCCUGAAGAUAUUGGUGAAAUGAGCAGCUUAAGAAAGCUUAACAUGAGGGAAUGUUCAAGAUUGCAAGAAGUGCCUAUAUCAGUAUUGGAUCUUGAGCUUUUGGAGGAAGUAGUAUGUGAUGAUGAGACAUGCAAUUUAUGGGAACCCUUACCUCUCAAAAACACAAAAAUAGUGGUGGAGAAGGAAAAUAUCAACCUGAAUUGGCUCCAUAAGCUUCAAAUUUGAGAGCAGUCCUUACCUAACAAACACAUUGGAGCUCUGUAUGUAUGAUUCAUUAUUUCUCCCUGUCAUUUCCUUCCCCUUUUUCAAUUUGAUUCGUUAUUUUUGUAAAUGCAUAGGACAACAAUAUAGCAAUGUAAUAGGCUACUUUAUUUAUGACAAUGACUUCAGUUCUCAGAUGUGAAUUUUCAAUAUAUGAGCAGCUCACUUUUGUAGAAAUCUUCAUCUAUGCUAGUGC
This is a messenger RNA of Argentina anserina (silverweed cinquefoil), 3103 nucleotides long. Its product is annotated as probable disease resistance protein At5g66900. Gene Ontology annotation, biological process: defense response to fungus. The record is from RefSeq and is a predicted model, not a curated record. The transcript is spliced from 5 exons. The coding region runs from base 235 to 2871 and encodes 878 amino acids. Gene Ontology annotation, molecular function: ADP binding. Lineage: Eukaryota; Viridiplantae; Streptophyta; Magnoliopsida; Rosales; Rosaceae.